UGUGCAAACAGCAGACGUCUCUUGUGUGUCAUGUAGAAAUGAACAGGAAGCUGUUGCUGCCGUUUUCUCUGAGCGGAAGACAUCGCUGUAUGUGGUGUCAGUGCCUCUAAUAACAGACAAAACAGUGUUAGAUCUGAGGAGAACGGGAGAGGAGUGGAGGUGAUGGACAGCGAAGGAGAUGCGGGAGAUUGUUCGCUGGAGGAGUUUCCCUCCAGCCCAGCGGAGGCCGAACAUGUGGAUUCGGAUGGUUUAUCCGUCCUGGAGCAGCUGGGACUGGACCAGAAUUCUGAUUUCUCCGACUCCAGCGUGCAGCAGAAGUUGGACGAGCAGCGAGAGAGGAUCCGGAGGGAGAUCCGGAAGGAGCUGAAGAUAAAAGCAGGAGCGGAGAACCUGCGGCGAGCCACCACUGACAAACGCAAUGCCCAGCAGGUGGAUAGCCAGUUACGCAGCUCCAGCCGCAAGCUGGACUCACUCCACGCUAAGCUGCAGGAGCUGGAUGCCCACAUUGUCGUCAAGGGUCACGAUGACAGCAAAGAUGACAUUCAGUCUCUCGGGACGCCAGGUCGCUCCUCAGCCAAUCAGGACAGGAUUAAGGCUUUGGAGCGACAGCUCAACAUUGAACUGAAGGUCAAACAGGGGGCAGAGAACAUGAUCCCCAUCUAUGCCAAUGGUGUUACCAAGGAUAAAAAACUGCUUCAGUCAGCACAGCAGAUGCUGCAGGACAGUAAGACAAAGAUUGACAUCAUCCGUAUGCAGAUCCGUAAAGCCAUGCAGGCCACCGAACACACAGAAGACACUCAGGGUAAGCCGGAUCUGUGUGGGGUGGAGCUUCGUAUCGAGGAGCUCUGGCAUCAUUACCGUGUUGAACAUGCCAUGGCCGAGGGCGCCAAAAACAUGCUGAGACUUCUGGGAGCUGGAAAAGCACAGGACAAGAAGGCCAUCGCUGAGGCUCAGUCCCGUCUCAGCGAAGCGUCCCAGCGCUUAGAUCUUCUGCGAGUGUCGUUGGAGCAGCGUUUGGUCAAUCUACCAGAAGAUCAUCCCAAAGUGUGUCUGAUUAAGGAGGAGUUAGUAUUGGCGUCAUCCUCAGCCUUCAGCUCCCGUCACAGCGCCCCCUAUGUCCACAAUCAGUACAGCACCCUCAGCAAACCCUCACCGCUCACCGGGACUCUCCAGGUGCGUCUGCUGGGGUGUAUGGGCUUGUUGGAGGUCGUCCCGGGCCGCAGCCGUGCAUCUCCGGUGGCUUUGCCUCACGGUCAUGGAGACGGACGACCCUUCAAACUCACUCUGAGCAGCAGAAACAGCAGCUUCAGCCUGAAGAUUCCCAGCAAAAGCGAAGAGCUGUCCUCGGAGGUGAGCGCAGUGUUGAAGCUGGAGAACUGUGUGGUGGGACAGACGUGUUGGAAGACUGUUGGUGAACAGACGUGGGAUCAGACCUUCACUCUUGAGCUGGAGAGAUCCAGAGAGAUGGAGAUUGCGGUGUAUUGGAGGGACUAUCGCUCGCUCUGUGCGCUUAAGUAUCUGAAGCUGGAGGACUUUCUGGACAAUCAGAGACAUCGAAUACAGCUGGAGCUUGAACCGCAGGGACUGCUGCUCGCCGAGGUAAAGAUACACACACAAACACAUGGUAACAGGGCAAACAUGGCCAGAAAAUCUGUACCGAAAGCAAUUUGCAUGAGUUUUAGGCUGUUUAGUGAUGUUUACACCAAAACAGUGACAAAAUUACUAGUUGUGACGCACUGA
Labeo rohita (rohu) is the source of this 1740-nucleotide messenger RNA. Its product is annotated as serine/threonine-protein kinase N2-like. The transcript has 9 exons. Gene Ontology annotation, molecular function: small GTPase binding; protein serine/threonine kinase activity. The record is from RefSeq and is a predicted model, not a curated record. Gene Ontology annotation, biological process: signal transduction; protein phosphorylation. Lineage: Eukaryota; Metazoa; Chordata; Actinopteri; Cypriniformes; Cyprinidae. The coding region runs from base 163 to 1740 and encodes 525 amino acids.